Messenger RNA from Brassica rapa (field mustard), 7501 nucleotides. RefSeq names its product F-box protein At3g28330-like. The record is from RefSeq and is a predicted model, not a curated record. Gene Ontology annotation, molecular function: protein binding. Lineage: Eukaryota; Viridiplantae; Streptophyta; Magnoliopsida; Brassicales; Brassicaceae.
AAUAUUAGGUAAUUUCGUAACUUUUAUUUAAUGAAAGAAAAAAUAUUUUUUUGUACACUACUAAUUAAUUUGAUAGUUAGUUUAAUAAAAAACAUAAGUAUGGACCAACUUAUUUUUCUAACAAUUCUAAGAAUCAUUCUCGUAAUGACACGUGAAUACGAAAAUAUAUUUUAAUGCUCCAGAAUUAAUAUACAGGGUAUUUACAUAAACGUCAAUUAUUGAAUAACACACCAUCGCAUAAACAAACUUUAAAAGUAGCCCCACUAGUUUACAUUAAAUUGCUGACGAACAAAAUAAGUUAACAAGUUGCUUACCCAUUCAAUUAUUGAAGGAUAUGAACUAAAUAAUAUUAUUUAACUAGAGGGGUGUCCGCGCGAAAUUAUUUUAUUGUUCUUAAAUAUGAAUUUAUGAUGAUGUAAUUAUGUGGUCAGUUUUAUUUGUGAAGAGCAUUAUUUGAUGUUUUAUUAUGUUAUGUAGUAGUAGAUAAUAAGUUAAUAUAUUAUGUGUUUGUCUUUUAAUAAUGUGUUGUUGUAUGUAUAAUACUAUUUGUUAGUGGUGAAGUGAGUUUCAGAUGAAAAACAUAUUGAGUUUCAAUAUCUUUGUUUUUAUGCAUUUGUUGAUUCUAAGAUUAACGGCGUCAAAAGUAUUUUUAAUUUUUCACAUUUUUGAACAUUGCUCUUUUUGAAUUUGUCUGAAGUGAGUUUCAGAUGAAAAACAUAUUGAAUUUCAAUAUCUUUGUCUUUAUGCAUUUGUUGAUUCUAAGAUUAACGGUGUCAAAAUUAUUUUUAAUUUUUCACAUUUUUGAACAUUGCUCUUUUUGAAUUUGUCUGAAUUUCAUGGAUAACCAAUGUUGACUGGAAAAGCCUACAACGUUGUGAGAAACAACCACACAACUGAGAAUUCAUAAAGUCGAUUUACAACUAAUUCCGUAUAAUCUCACCGACUAAGAUGGCGAGGAAGAACGAGAGCAGGAAGUGAGUUUUUGUCCAGUGAUGGUGACCGCACACUAGAAAAGUAAACGAAAAACAGAGAUGGUGACGGCUCAAGGUCAAAAUAUAUGGAGAGGGGAAAAAACAUCUUAAAAGUUAUAAUGUUCAAAAAUAUGAAAAAAAAUAAAAUACAAUUUUGACGUUGAAACCAUUUAUCUUAAAAUUGACAAAUGCCUAAAUGUAAAGUUAUUGAAAUUCAAUAUGCUUUUACAUUAUAUGUUAAAUUCACUACUAACAAGUACUAUACAUUCAACAACACAUUACUGAAGAAAAAAAACACAAAAUAUAUUAACUUAUCACCAACUACUACAUAACACACUAAAAACACUAAAUAAUGCUCUUAACAAAUAAAAACAACCACAAAGUUACAUUAUCCAAAAGUCAUACUCUUAAUAACAAUAAAAUAAAAUAAUUGUGGAUUAUCUAAUCCUUUUUGCACUAACUAUUAUUAUAUGAAGUUUGAUAAUAGAUUUUAUUGUUCACUAAAAUUCAAGAUGAAUAAAGACAUAAAUAAAAUAAUAGAAAUAUAUUUUAAAUAUUCAAUUUUUUUGUCAUAAUUUUAAAUAUUCAAUUUAUUCACAACUAAUGAUAACUUAUCAUAAAAUUUUAUUAUUUUAUUAUUUUUACUAUUUUUUAUUAUUAUUUACAAAUUAUAUAUUUAUUUUAUUCUAGAGUGAAUUUACUCAGUAAACUUAUUGACAUAAAAUAUAAAUUAUAGGUAUUGUGAUAUUGUAACCAAUAAUUGCUAGGUUUUGGACGAAACAAAUACAAAAAACCAUAUUGAUAUAUCAUAUUAUAUUAUUAACCAUUCAUUCUUCGGUUUGCAUUAUAUUUACAUUUGACUUAUUUAAAAAAUAAUAUUAUUUAAAUAUGAUUUCAAUCUAAUAAUAUCAGCAUUACAAAACGACAAAUUUAGUGAAUUUCUAAUUGUAACAUUUAUUUUUUUUUUUGGUAGGAUUGUAACAUUUAUUGAUAGUGUACUAUACCACCUUUAAUAAAAAUGGCAUUAAAAUGGCAAAAUGACACACAUAAAAAUAAAAUAAAAACUUUUUUCAAGAAAAAUAAUUAUCCGCAGACACCCCCCUAGUAUAGUAUAUAAUGGGAUUUCUGUUUCAUGAUGUGCAAGUUAUAGAGUGUCAUGUGUCCAACUAUGAUAUAUAAUUACUGCUAAAGCAUUAUUCAUUUUUCACUUUUCAGAUGUAUCAUUGAAUUCAGAAAAGGAUAGCCAUAGGCCUUUCCGGGAUCCUUGCUACCUUAGUAAACAAAAUUGAUCAAUAUUCAGAAUUGUCACUGUAUGAGAAACUCGGGAACACACCCAUAGCGGAAGGAAUCUCUGGUAAAGCCCACGUUUGGACUGUUAAUGGACACUCAAACAAAAUUUGGUUUUAUGUUUUCUCUGUUGCUCAUAUACUAGAAGCCGCACCCGAACCCGACCCGAAAAACCUGAACCAAAACCCGAACCGAAAUAUCUAUUAAUCAUUUAUUCUAUUAAAAACAGUUAAGUUAAAGGGAUAUUUUUAAAUACAAAAACUUGAGCAAUGAAGAAUUUGAUUUGUUUUUCUUUUUAAAAUCUAAAUAUCCGAAUCCGGUCCGAAAUAACCAAACCCUAACUAAAAGUACCUGAACCCAAUCUGAAGUAUAGAAAUAUCCGAACGAAUUUUAUACAUCUAUACUAAAAUAUUCGAAAAUCCGAAAUACCCGAUCCAAACCUGAAUGAGUACCCGAACGCCCACCCCUACUCAGAUCUCUCCUUUCUCUCAAAAUUGCAUUUUCAUGUAAUUUGGAUUCAUCUAAUGUGCUUUUGGUUUACGAUAUUUUCAGCUGUGAAUCGCCGUCUUCCUCACAUUGCCUGCUCCCUAGGAACUGAUCAGGAAGAUGACCUUUCUUCAGGUGAAUGCUUCUUCAGGAGAUGAGACUCUCUACAUCGUAGUAUGAACUGUGAUCUUAAUUGUGAUGAUAAUGUUUUAUGUGUGGUAUGUUAGUACAGAGAAGGAGAGCAGAGAUCUUCUACCACACAAGGGUGAAGAUGAAGUCCUGAGAGAUAAAGAAGAGACAAACAAAACUUUCUUCACGACUGUUGCCUUGUGUAUAAGCACUGCCGUGGUGAGCUAUUUACUGUGAGGUCAAAAAGACUCUGAUUAGUUACUUCAUAUUAGAUGUCCUGUGUUACUUGAUCUUAUGUUUAGGCAUGACUCUCUGUUUCCUUUUGCAGAGACAUGAGAGUUUUGAUUCCUAAACAAAAUGCGACAGGGAAACUAUUGGAGACUAACACAAGCCAUUAACUAAACGAAGUAAUGUUUCCCUUUAGACACGAAUUCAUACAAGAAGAAGAACAAGCAGAGGCCACACAAGAGACAACGCUGCGGGAAUUGAAGAUGGUUUUCAUCAUCAGAAUAACCAACACCGUCAGUUUGAGAUGGCAGUGGAAGAAGAGAAAUGCGGUGGUAAUCAACACCGUCAGCUUGAGGCUGGAGAUAUAUGUUCUGGUGUCACCAACUUAGUUCUUUUUACUUGUUUCCUGUUUGUAAAGAAUAAACUUGUUUGUUUUGUUUGAUUGGAACAUAUCACAAACUACUUUGAUCUGUUAUGUUUUGAAUGAAAAGGUUUAUGUCAAGGCGAAAGAACUUAUUAUGUCACGGACUUGAUGAUGCUUUGUGUCUAUAUAAAGUUUGUAAACACCAAAGUUUUAUUCACAACACCAUUCACUCUUCUUCUUUCUUUUUAUGAAAAUCUAAAAACACUUUGAUCAAACACCAUAUAUGGUUUCUUCUUCUGAAAACACUUAAGAGGAAUCAAUUAAUGAUACAUUUGAUCAAUAUUUUGAUCAACACUUUGAUCAAACCUUUGAGAAUUUUACCAUUCAUUAUGGUGAUCAAGAAGAAGAAAGAAAAAAAAUUUAAAAAAACGAGCUUAUAUCGAAAGAAAUCGUGUAGAAGACCAUGUACGUUUAUGAAAUAAUUAUUGUUAAUAUGUUUUAUUUAAUAAAUAAUUUUUAUCUUUAAAACAAUGUUUAAUAUUUUUUUCUAAGAAAUCUUAAUUAAGAAAUUUUAUUUUUCAAAUUAUUAUCGUUUAUUUUACUAAUCUUUGUUUAUAUUUUAUUUUAAAAUCUAUGUUUAAAAUGUUAUUUUAAUAAUGUUUUAAUAAGAAAAAUAAAAAAAUAAUAAGUUUAAUAUUUAAGUUUAAAUUUUUUGUUAAAAACUCUUAAUUAAGAGACUUGCAUUGGAAUACCUAAAUUUUCGGGUUUUUUAAUUCACUUUUGCAUUAAAAGUAUUAAAAAAAAAAGACUCAUUUAGGGUAUGUGGGAUAAUGAUGCUCUAAUUGAUGGAUAUAAGGGCAAACCACCCAUGUCCGAGAAAAAUAAGUAAAACCCUAAUCCCAUUGAAACAGAGAAAGAGGAGAAUGGUUUUCUUGCCAGAUGAUCUCUGUGCAACAAUAUUAUCAAGACUACCGAUAAAAGUCUUCACAAGUUUUAAACUGGUUUGCAAGCAAUGGAACUCAGUGGUUGAGUCUCCGAUUUUCCGCGAUCUUUUCAUGUCUCAACACCAGAACACUCAAUCUUCUUCAUGGUCGCUCAUUAAAGGUGCAUCUAAUAGGACAGAGUUCUUGGCUCACUACAGAUGCAAAACUUGGGGACUUGAACGGUCUCUAGAGUCUUACAUCUCCUCUUUCAUUAGCCACAAGUUCGAGAACCAGAGAGGAAAGUACCGACGAGGCAGCGUCGUGGCUUACAGCGAUGCAGGGUUUGUUUUGAUCGACGUAUCGUCUUACAGAUAUUCUGGGUCGACUUUCGAGAAACGAUCCUUGUGCGUGGCUAAUCCAGUUUCACAGGAAUGCAUUGAAAUCGAUGUUCCUAAAGCGUUUGAAAAUAGUGGAAUUUUCUGGCCUUUUGGAAUCGCCACGCGAACUGAUAACGGCGUCGUUAUAAGUUAUAAAAUUGUUGCAUAUUCAUCUAAGAGCGAUGUUGGGUACUUAGUAUAUUCAUCUGAGACAGGUUUGUGGAGUUCUCUCCCUUAUAAUUUUGAGAGCUGUGAGUGUAACUAUACAAUUAGCUUGAACGGGAAUCUUCACUGGCUAUCCCACAGUAAUGAUGAACUUGUAUCCAUGGAUUUCAACGCCACUACAUUGGAAUCUGGUCCGUUCCGUUACACGGCUUUCCCUGAUUUAGAAAAACGUGUCAAAUUCAAAAGAGCUUGCACAACUUAUCAAGGAAGUCUCAUGUAUAUGAACAUAGUCUCCCAAGACAAUGAUGAUGGAAGUGUAGACCAUAAGUUAUGUGUAUGGCGGCUAGAGAGCUGGGAGUGGCAACUAAUAUCUGAAAUCUCUACGGAUUUGACUGAGACCUACUUCGAUUAUUUUCCGUUGAGAGUUGACUCUCUUGAUGCUACAACAGCCUACUUUCUUAGCCAGAAGCACCAACGUCUUAUAGCUUUUAACUUACGCAAUGGUGCGUGUUUGCUCCGUGCGUGUUUGCUCCACAGCGGUGGGCCCAUUCUGAGAUUUCUUCACCACCCGAAUGGAUCUUAUUUUUACUCAUUCGUUCUCCCACAAUGGCUGUAUCGGUUACCCAGGCAGCACGGUGAGAAGAGUGUAGACAUUAUUUAAGAGCCUGAAUAAUUGUUUCCUAAGGUUUUUUUUAAUUAUUAUUACUGUUAGUUCUUUAUAUCAGAAGUUGUAAGAUGGUGCUUUUUUUAGUGUUUGGUUUGAAUGCAUAAAUAUUGGAAGAAAAUGGGUGGAGCAUAUAUAUAUUGUAAGUCUGAUUUCUUGAUUCGUGGAAGAUAAAACAUAUGAACCUUACACUUUUAUCCUUAGUUCGUAUAAAGAUAACAAAAUAUAAUUGAGACAGAGCACAUGCAAGGUAAGAUCAAAGUUGGCUUGCAGACGAGUGGAGGGAGCUAUACAAAGAUUUUUAGGAAAAACAAAAAAAAAACAGACCAAGUAAACAUCUAUUAGUCAACAAAGCAUUUUCAUUCCACUUCGCUCAACUCAUUAAUCCAAAUUUUCAAUUCCAACAAUUCACCUUGCAAUAAACUGCUAGGGAUCAACAUGACGUUCCCUUUUGGGAUUUGAUAGCUCAUAUGAAGAAUCCUUUUCACCUGUGGUGAUUUGUAAAUCACUUGAAUAGUUCUGCAUCUUGCUUCUGUCAUGCAGUUGAAAAUUAAGUAAAUCGAUGUCAAGAACUGAUAGGAUGACGUGGAAGGACUAGAGCUAAGGGAAGACUCUAGAUGGGCGAGAGGUUUUGCCGUUAGAUCUCUGAAACAGGAAGAAGACGGGAGUAUGUAUAAAAGGGGAGCCUGAGAGAUGUUUAGGAUCAUGCUUGAAGUUGUAAUUGGUUAGACGUAUGAGUCUAGACCCUAUCGAUAUGAGAUCGGUGAUUCAAGAUGUGCUUGCUAUGAGAGUGUAGAUUGAGUCAAGCCUCACCUCUCUGGUGUACAGUGCUUCUCACUAUCACUGGGAAAAAACUCAUCUAUGUGCUAUUGUUUUUCCUCACAUUCUUUUUCUGUAAGAUUAUAUGGUAUCUGUUAUAGAUCAUACAUAUUAGUUCCAUGUUGUGCAUCUGUUUUUUACGGGGUUGUAUGUUAUUUCGGUGAAUAUUGGUCUUCUUUUUCCCUAGGUUUUUGGUUAAAGUUAGAAACUAUAUCUCGUUGAGUUGGGUUAGAGUUUAGUUGUCAUUGAUGUCGUUUUCUUCGUCGCUGGUUUGCGGUCAAUAGUCUCUGCUUGUCUUGGUUUUCAAGAUCUCGUUUUUGGUGAUUUGACUUCUAUGCUUUUUUUCAUAGCGUUCGAGGAUGGCUCAACGGUUUGGUUUGUUGAUUUCAUUUUGUCUCUUUUUAUCUCUUUGUUCUCUCAUCUCGUUGCACCUUUCAUCGCUGAUCACGUCUCUUGUGGCUCUCCCUUUCCCCAUAUUUGCUACUCCAGGUUUAGAUAGUGUUUUUCUUUAUGUAUGCUUUGUGCGCUUGGAAGGUUGUUUAUGGUCUCAAGCUUAAGCUUUGGUUUCUCGGGGGUUGGUUUUCAUUCUCCCCCACUCAGGUUGUAUAUCUUCUUCUCAUGCAUCCCUGUGUGUGCAGAAUUAGUCUUUAGGAGCUUUGGUUUCUUCUAUUCAGAGUUUUGUGGUUCUUCGCUGGCAUGAGCACCUUGUAUGUGCUUGUUUAGUUUGUUAGAUGUUUUUUUAUCUCUUAGCUGGUGGUUGUGCUUUUGGUGCUUUAGACAUGUAUCUUUUUGUUUCGUGGUGACUUUGUUCUUCCGAUGAUUAUUUUAUCUUUUUAUUUGUUUUCUCACGUCUGCUUGUUCUAGCCAAGACAUUCUAUGGUAAGAUGAGAUAGAUUAGUCUUUUUUGUUGAUCUUUUUUCAGCUCCAAACCUUUAUUGAGUUAGUAUUACUAUGUUAUUUUGUUUUUUUCUCUCUCGUUGUGGAAGUUUUAUGUUUAGAUUACAUAUUGCAGUCUAAUUUUUUCUUAUUAGUUUGGUCAUUUUAUAUUUUUAAUAGUUAAAUAAAUAUAUAAUUUGUAAAUUAAAUAA